GUCAUCAUUCUUGCAGCCUCUGAAACAGAACAUAUUUACAAAGAUGGAUUCUCUCGCUCGAACACUGCCUGCCUCGUGGUUCUGUAGCGAGCCCCUUUAUCAGCUCGAGCGUAGAGGUGUAUUUCAAAAAGUGAGCUUUCCUGUGAAACAUUACCUAGUUUUCGACUCUGAACAUGGAUAGUCAUGGCAUUUCCUUGGUCCCAUCACUCGGUUCCACAACAGAUCGGAGAAAGUCAUCUACGAAAUUGCACAAACCACCCUCGUGGUGGAGAAUCGCAGUCCCUCUUCCGAUGGAAUAACCUUUGAGGGAGUGGUUGUAUAUGCUCAAGAUGAGGUAAAGAUCUCUCAGUUGACUUUUGCCACGUUUGACUGCUACAAUCGUUAAUAAAGUCGACAACAAAACAGAGUACGCAAAUUAAAAGCCAUCAGACCACAAGUGGUCUCAUAUUUGCAACCAUUUCACUGAAUACUCCAAGUUUUGAAGAAUUCUUCUCCGGCCUUGAUGAAUUGACUAGCAAAGUUGACUUCACCAAACUUCCCCACCGUCGAAGCAUAAGCUACGAAGGGAACUUUAACUGGAAGACAAUGUAUCUUCGCUUCAUUCCUAUAUUGACUAACCCUAGUUGUCACUCUUUCUAACGAUUGACUAGGAUCGAUGGUUUUCAAGAGUGUCUGCACUGCCAAUACACCCAUCCCGCCUUCACAAAGUACUACCCGCCAACCUUCUACUGCGUGAUCAACCACACGAACUUCAGUCAGCAUAUUGCAGAUCCAAGAAAAGAAGAUAUUACUUCCGAUGGACUGUUCUUGUACUUGUACCCGAUUUGUACUUUGAACAUCUAUGGGGGUGGAAUGAGCAGUUUUCGGACUUUACCGACGAGGGAACCCGGGAGGAGUAGGAUGGAGUUUGAUUAUUAUCACAGUGUUUGUUUCCAUUUCUACUUAUCUACAGCUUCCUUGAGUCCUCUCUAUAAUGCAGUGUACGGCAUUGAGUUCUGUCUGUGUUGAGAUACUGAUGGACGAACAACAGGGAACGGAUGAAGAGUUUGAGGAGUACUUCAAGUUCGUUCGACAAGUUGCCAUUGAAGACUUUGAACUGUGCGAGAAGGCUCAGAAGAACUUGGAGGCGGGGGUCUAUGGUGAGGGUGUUUUGAAUCCCAUCAAAGAGAAUGGGGUUUCCUUUUAUCAGGCACGAGUGAAGGAGGCUGUAUAUCGCCAGUUUGAGGAGGAUAAGAUGGAGAGGUCAAAGAGGAAAAUUGAGAAAGAGGGAGCGAAAAUAUGUGAGAAGGAGUCGUUGAGAGGUGUUACUGGUGAUGGGAAUAUAAAGAGUUGUGCCGUCUAGAAGUCGGGACAGUCGACUUGUGAGUUGUGGGGGUGAUCAUUGUUUGCAGAAUAUAUCAAAGUUGGUCGGUCACAUUUCCGGAACCAAGAUCUUGGUUUCCUA
This is a messenger RNA of Hymenoscyphus albidus, 1444 nucleotides long. The record is from the annotation of a GenBank genome assembly. Lineage: Eukaryota; Fungi; Ascomycota; Leotiomycetes; Helotiales; Helotiaceae.